Impatiens glandulifera is the source of this 857-nucleotide messenger RNA. RefSeq names its product serine/arginine-rich splicing factor RSZ22A-like. The transcript has 6 exons. Gene Ontology annotation, biological process: mRNA splicing, via spliceosome. Gene Ontology annotation, cellular component: nuclear speck. The record is from RefSeq and is a predicted model, not a curated record. Bases 109 to 675 code for a protein of 188 amino acids. Gene Ontology annotation, molecular function: zinc ion binding; RNA binding. Lineage: Eukaryota; Viridiplantae; Streptophyta; Magnoliopsida; Ericales; Balsaminaceae.
CUUAUAUAAUCGACUUCAUCUCUUCUAUUCCUUUUCACUUUUAUCGGUGUCUAGGGUUUCUUGCUUCUCUCAUCAAGAUUCAUCGUUUCAGGUGCCAAAACUUUGAAAAUGUCAAGAGUUUAUGUUGGGAAUUUGGACCCAAGGGUUAGUGAAAGGGAAUUGGAAGAUGAAUUUCGCAUCUAUGGAGUCAUCCGAAGUGUUUGGGUUGCAAGAAGACCACCAGGUUAUGCUUUCAUUGACUUCGACGACAGCAGAGAUGCACGAGAUGCAAUCCGUGCGUUAGAUGGUAAGAGUGGAUGGAGAGUUGAGCUUUCUCACAAUGCUAGAGGAGGUGGCGGUGGUCGUGGAGGAGGAAGGGGCGGCAGUGAUCGCGGUGGUGGUGGCGGUUCUGAGUUGAAGUGUUAUGAGUGUGGUCAACCAGGUCACUUUGCUCGCGAAUGUCGCAACCGUGGAGGCUCUGGGAAAGGAGGAGGAGGAGGCCGCAGUCGAACCCCUCCUAGAUAUCGUAGGAGUCCAAGUUACGGUAACAGUCCUCGUGGGCGUUCACCUAGGCGUCGCAGUUUGUCGCCACGUGCUAAAAGUUUCAGCCGAUCACCACCGCCAUAUCGCGCACGCGAUGAGGUUCCAUACACUAAUGGAAAUGGUGUGAGGGAUCGUCACAGAAGCAGGAGCUAGAUUGUGGUGCCAACAGAGGCAUUUCGUUGAAUUUUUAGGCAAUUUAACGUGUUUUCUUCUUGCGAUGGACAAAUGAUAUAAGACUUUAUUUUGAGUUGUUGGGGGGUGACUGCAGUCGGCCGCCUCAGCUCUCGUGGAUUGGUUAAGUUUCUUUCUUACUUGGUAAUUUCGUAUUAUUCUUA